AUGGCUGAGCAAGCACAGACCGCCGACAAACCUAUUCAGGCAGCGGCCGUGUGGUGGAAUAUCAUAUCCGUCUAUGUCCACUGCCCCAGCUGCGAGAAAAUUCACAAGCAUGGCUUUGCUGGCUACGACGGAUCCCAGCGCCUAUCCCACUGCAGCCGCCCAGUUGGUCAUGUCGACUAUGAGAUUCUAUACCCAUUCAAUGAGCAAGAGGGUGAUGUCAGCUACGAAAUCGACAAGCAGAGAGCCCUCUUCGUAGCUGGUGGGGCAGACCCGGCCGAAUACUUCGUCGACCAAACGUGCGACCAGCAAUUAUCCCUUACGCAGGACAUGGGGAGCCGGCGCAAGUGGAUAGAGGCGACCGAGACUAUUUCCUUUGACAGUGAUCAAACUCCCGGUGGCUAUACUUGUAAAUUGAUUGAUUGUGUGGUGAGCAAUAUGAUUUUCGGACACAUUGAACCUGUAAGCCAAUACCUCGAGUCCUCUACUGAAUCCGAUAUAUUCCUCCAUGGUGUCUCGGCUUGGGACUAUCCUGGCAACAAUCAUGAUGGCGACGGCGAUGACAGCAGCAGCAAAAGACUGGUUGAAAAGGCUACUCGAACAUCUGGCAAAACUGCUUUACACCUGGCUGCCUGUGAGAUAUGCCCGAGAAUCCUCGAGCUUCUUCUCCAAAAAGGCGCCUCUCCAAAUGCCAGGGAUGUCGACGGACGAACUCCGCUUGUAGAGGCUGCUUUAUGGGGCCGGUUGGAGAAUGUGAAAACUCUCCUCAAAUUCGGCGCUGAGAAAGAGCUAGAAUGUGUGCGCAAUGGGCGGCGGCUUCAAGCCGUUGACUUCGCUAGGCCUCUGCCGGCAAAUGUCGAGGAACGCCACGAGCGCUGCGGGAUGUAUCGGGAGGACACGUACCAGAGAGAUCUGGAUCGCAAAGCAAUUGUUUGUUUGCUUAAGAACAGAGAGCUUGAGGAGAGUCUACAUCAAAAUCACCAUAAUAUCGCAGGAUUUGCAUUCACGAGGUCGCCCACCACGCUCAUUGCCCACUUUGAUAUCCCCAACGAAUGGAAGACCAUCGGGGUUCUAUAUCGUGGAAGCGCAUUCCACCCCGUGGCGGCAAUGAGCGGUUGGGGCCACCAGGAAGACCCUGAUAUCAACAUUCAGAUCGGCGGAAGAGAUUGGAUAGAUGAGAUUCGUCGCCUCUGCGAAAUUGUCGGACAUAGCCUAGAACCAAACGCUCGUGACCAAGGACAAGCAGGGCGAUAUAAUGCCUGCCACGCCGAAAAGCAAUUGGUUGCGUAUUUUGUCAACAAACACUUGUUCUUGGCUCAUGAAACGGGAGACGAUCUUGAUAUGGCAAGGUUACAUUUGGGCGAGCCAUCGGCCGAGGAAUCUAAUCAACUGAAACACAGGGAGAAACUCUCCGCCCUCAAGAGCGCAGCGCCUGCUACUUCCCUAAAGAAAGCUAAAAUCAUGGUCUGUCGCCCGAUAUGUAGCGACUGCCAUCGGUUCGUGGAGCGGACGAAUACUGCCCUUGGUCUAGAUAUUACAGUGUCCCAUCAUUAA
Messenger RNA from Clonostachys solani, 1551 nucleotides. NCBI's taxonomy places the organism in Eukaryota, Fungi, Ascomycota, Sordariomycetes, Hypocreales, Bionectriaceae. The record is from the annotation of a GenBank genome assembly.